AUGGGAAGUAAUUGUUCUUAGAUAGUUUUAGAAAAUAAUGUUGUUAAAUAAGAAUAAAAAUAUGAAAUUAAUAAUCUAAUUUAAAAUGAAACAACUUAUAUACCUACAUUCUCUACUAAGUUGAAAUUAAAUGUGAAAAUUGAUAAAGUUUUGUAACCAUGUAAAGUAAAUGAUUCAGUUUUAGACAUAACAACUGAGAGAAAUUAGCAAGAAUCAUAACAAUAGAAGUUUAAUUUAAAAAAUUACUCAGUUAGUAAAUAUCAAAAAAAUAUUUUGACAAGAAAAUGACAAUUAACAAAUCGUAUAAUCCUGGUAUAAAUAUACUUUCAGAUUUAUGUCCAUAUGAAGUAGCAUCAAUACCAUAGAAAAAAUAAAAAAAAUAAAAAAAUGUAGAAGAGUUAGAUUAAGAUUAUGAUUAAAUGUGUUAAAAUGAUUUGGAUCAAUUCAAAUUUUAACAACCUGCAGUAAUGAAAUAUAUUGACAAACGAUCACAAUAGUAUUACAAAAUGUAAUAAUAAUGUAAUAAAUUAAUAGCACUACUUUUGAACAAAGAAAUCUUAGAAAAUGA
Messenger RNA from Paramecium sonneborni, 568 nucleotides. The record is from the annotation of a GenBank genome assembly. Lineage: Eukaryota; Ciliophora; Oligohymenophorea; Peniculida; Parameciidae.